This is a messenger RNA of Drosophila busckii, 2543 nucleotides long. Its product is annotated as probable cyclin-dependent serine/threonine-protein kinase DDB_G0292550. The transcript has 7 exons. The record is from RefSeq and is a predicted model, not a curated record. NCBI's taxonomy places the organism in Eukaryota, Metazoa, Arthropoda, Insecta, Diptera, Drosophilidae. Bases 297 to 1613 code for a protein of 438 amino acids.
AUCAAGUGAGUCAAGCUGGAAAAAUGUGAAAAAGCAGCGCAUUUAAAGAGUUGAAAGUGAAGUGAAGUAAAGUGUAAAUAACUGAGGUCAAAACAAUUUCUGGCUGAGAAGUUGUUGCUGUGAAGCACAGACCCCAGUUCGGCCUAAGGCUUGGGAUCAACAUUUUGACAAAUAGUUGCAGCCAAGGCGACACAGACAAGCUGCCAAAGUUACAGCCCAUCCCAAACAACGACGCCUCAUGCUAGCAGCAUAAAAAAAAGUUCAGCAAAAGUAAAUAGAAAAAAAACGUACUAUAGAUGGCGCCUUUUAAGCUUAAAUUUCGCAUGGGCGGCUCGCGCAGCACCAACAAUUCCCAAGAGCACGAUCCAGAUCCCACAGUAAACGAGGCACUACUGGAAGAACAUCAGCAACAACAACAACAACAACAGCAGCAGCAGCAACAACAACAGCAAUCUGUAGGCGCCAGCAGCUCGACUAUUGACUCAGUGGAGUGCAACAGUUUGGGCUCAAUGAGUGAACGCAAACUGCUGCUGCCACCCAAUCAAAAUUCGAAUCAGAAUACCAACAGUUUGCGUAUGGGCUACGUCAAUCCGAGUCGCACGCCGUGCAUUAACGAAACGCCCACGGAUGCUAACAACGUGCCAACGACGCCGCCACCCACAUACGAGUAUGUGCUAGAGGAGAAUACGCGUUUGUCGCAGCAUCAGCGUCAGCUGUCGGCGGAUAACAGUGCCACGCCCAAUCAGAACAGCAGACGCAGCUCGGCUACGUUGAAUGAGAGCAGCAGAAGCCAGCGCAGCAGCGAUAACGAUAGCAACGAUAUUUGCAACGAUCCUGAUUGCCAGCAGAACUACAACAACAGUCACUGUGGCAGUCUCAACGACAACAACAAUAGCAAUAAUAACAACAACAACGAGGGAGAGCAACAGCAGGUGCACGGCCACAACAUUGAGGACGCUACCGCGCUGGAGCUGGAACUGGAGCUGGACAACGAAGAGCAGACGCUUAGCGUGAACGAGUUUCUAUUGGAAUCGGAAAUGGCCGCACAGCAACAUAGCCAUCAAAGCGAUGAGCAGCAGACCUGUCUGGAUGAGCAGUGCACACAAUGUGCCAACGAGAACGCAGAGCAGCUGGAAGAGGAUGCAGAUGAGCCCAGCACCAGCAAUGCGGCACGACAUAACUUUUACGAUCCGCUGCUGAACCGCAGCUACAACACUGAGCCUGGUGGAUCAAAUCAUAACCAUGGCGGAGCCUGCAAUGAAACCAAUUGUGGCUCUGGUUCGGUAACCUCACGCACGCGUCGCGGACGCCGCCAAUUGCAGCAGCAGCAACAACAACAGCAGCAGCAGCAGCAGCAGCAGGAGCAGGACUGUCUGCUAACGCCGGAAAUGAUGAGCAACAAGACCUCCAAAGAGAUUUACAAGGAUUUGGCCAAACAAUGGGGCAUUACAUGCAAAAUGUCUGAGAGCUGUCGCUGCAUGGAUUGUCAAAGUCAUUACUUUGACUGCGACUAUGAUGAUAACGAACAUCAGAAAACGGAUGGUGGCCUGGGAGCUGGCACGCCCAUGUUUAUAAACGAGGCCAUGCAUACCACUGGCUGCCAGAUAUUGUAAAGCAACAGAUAGAAAUUUGUAAUUUGGAAUUUUUAGGAAAAGGAUUGCUGAACAAGUGUUAAGCCAAACAAAAAGUAACAUAAUUAAGCACUUAACAAAAUGUUUAACCAAAGCAACAUCAACAAAGCGGGGCAUGUUACAAAUGUUAUUUGCACCAAAAUCAAUUAGCUAUAAUGUUCGCACAGUGUAGCAAAAACAAAUGCACACACAAACAAAAUUUGUUGUGCUAAAAACAAAAACUAACAAUAUUUGUAAAUUUAACUAAGCAUUUUUGAAGCGAGUUUUGCCUUGCUAAAUUACAAUCGAACGCGAAUAAAUUAUUUCUGAACCCACCUUUGGCAGCUGAAAAAAGAGAACAGCAGAAGCAAACACUAGAGAAUAUCCUUAUAUGUGUUCCAUAUUUAGAAUUGUAGCGCUUUCAGCCGAAUUUCUCACUAGUAAUGCCCCCCUCUGAAGUAUUCUGAGCUUGUCGAAAAACAAAAAACCAAUUAAAACUAGUCAAAUUAAAUUUCCCUGGUAUUUAUAUGUAUUUUUCUAAAAACUAAAAUAAUCCUACGAAAGCGUUAGGCAUUCCAUUCAGUGGCCUAGUUACAACUACUAGUUAUAGUCGUUAUAAUCAACGAUAUUGCAAAAUACACAAGCAUACAUAUUUAAGCAAGUUGUGGACAGUGUGCACAGUGGCACAAAUGAACGGCAUUUUUGUGCUGAAAACGAAUAUCUGACAAGGAUGUUUAAAGUGUAGGCGAUAAACAAAACCAAAGUUAACUUUUAUGAUAUUUUGAAGCAAAUCGAAGCAGAAGUAAUUAGUCUGAUAUUUUGUAUACUCGUAAAAUUCCUUAUAUAGCAUAUUAAAUUAUUAUUUGGUUUCGUAUGAACCGCUCUCACUAGCUUUGGCAACUAAAGAGAAAAGCAUUUAGUAACCUUACCCAC